Molecule: messenger RNA, 3903 nt
Organism: Anopheles bellator
Lineage: Eukaryota; Metazoa; Arthropoda; Insecta; Diptera; Culicidae
Product: synaptic vesicle membrane protein VAT-1 homolog-like
Exons: 8
Coding region: 611-2143 (510 amino acids)
Molecular function (GO): oxidoreductase activity
Source: RefSeq, a predicted model, not a curated record
GGUUGUGUGUCCUAGAAGAGUUAGGAGCUUCUCUUUCGCGGUUUCCUGUGACUCAAACAGCACCACGUCCCCUCGUCAGCAGAUAGUGCAAUCGGCCAUAUAGCAGGCGCAGCGGUACCGGAAACGCGCGCAUCGAAGCAAACACAGAUUUUCACUUUUCCAUCACAGCGGUUCUCGGGCAUCGGACGGUGCGUGCGACUAAGCGUGUGCGUUCCAAAGCGUGCGGGUGCGGUGCAAUUUGCGGACGAGAGCGCGUGUGUCCUCAGCGUGUCGCGCUGUGACGGUCUUUAUUGUCCUUCGGUCCCGGUGUGCAGGAAUUUCCGGUGCCAAGCCCCCUCCUCCCAGCGGGUUUCUGUGUUUCGUGUCCGCGUGAAGUGCGAGAGCAGUGUGUGGUCGCGAUCGUGAAAAGUGUGCAAAUCCCCCAGCAACCGGAAAGUGAGUUCCUGCGUGUUCCAUCCAUCACUAGCUAGCAGAGCAGCGCCUUUCGCCCCGGCGGUGUCCAUCUUACUUUCAUUGGCCAUCUUGCUGCCGUCUGGAUAUCGUCGCUAGCGCGCGGCCCAGAAUAAUUCAUCGCAGCUCCGCCGACCAACAAACAGACAAAAACUUCAGAAUGACUGAAACCACCGAAGCACCGGUCGCGGCACAGACCGCCGAAACCAAGACGCCGUCACCGUCGACCGAAACGGCGGUCGUGACGCCGGCAGAGAAUGGUCACGCCGAGGGAGACGCCAAGGGAGCCACAGUCGUCGCCACGGAAGCCACCGAAGAGCAGACCAACGGGGGCGCAACGGCCGACGAGAAGGCGAAGGCCGACGAGAAGAAGGAGGACCCACCGAAGGAGAUGCGCGCCGUCGUGCUGACCGGUUUCGGUGGCUUCAAGAACGUGAAGAUCCUGAAGAAGCCCGAACCGGCCCCGCAGGCCGGCGAGGUUCUGAUCCGCGUCAAAGCAUGUGGACUGAACUUCCAGGACUUGAUGGUCCGUCUCGGGGCAAUCGAUUCGCCGCCGAAAACUCCAACCAUUCUCGGAUUCGAGUGUGCCGGCGAGAUCGAAGCCGUCGGCGAGGAGGUCGAAGGAUUCAAGGUUGGAGACCGCGUGGUGGCGCUGCCGGAAUUCCGGGCCUGGUCGGAGCUGGUGGCCGUCCCGACCAAGUACGUCUACCACAUUCCGGAGGGGAUGACAUUCCAGGACGCGGCGGCCAUCGUGAUGAACUAUCUGGUCGCCUACAUUCUCAUCUUCGAUCUGGUCUCGUUGCGCGAGGGCAAGUCCCUGCUGCUUCACUCGGUCGGCGGUGGUGUGGGUCAAGCCAUCGUGCAGUUGGUGCGCACCGUGCCGAAUGUAACAAUUUUCGGUGUUUGCUCAAAGUCGAAACAUGAAACCCUGGCCGCCACCGGUUUGAUUGACCAUCUGAUCGAUCGCACGGACUAUGUCAACGAGGUCCGGAAAAUCACCACCGAAGGUGUCGACAUCGUGAUGGAUUGCCUGUGCGGCGAGGAGUGCAACCGUGGCUACGGAUUGCUGAAGCCGAUGGGAAAGUACAUCCUGUACGGCUCGUCGAACGUUGUCACCGGCGAAACGAAGAGCUUCUUCAGUGUGGCCCGUUCGUGGUGGCAGGUCGAUAAGGUUUCGCCGAUCAAGCUGUUCGAGGAGAACAAGAGUUUGGCCGGGUUCAAUCUGCGUCACCUGCUGUACCAGCAGGAUGGUUCCGAGUACGUUCGCUCGACGGUCGCCAAGAUCUUUGCACUGUGGGAGAAAGGCGAGAUCAAGCCGGUGGUCGAUUCGGCCUGGGCGCUGGAGGAUGUGGCGGAAGCCAUGCAGAAGAUGCACGACCGUAAGAACAUCGGCAAGCUGGUGCUGGAUCCGUCGCUGGAACCGAAACCGAAACCGGCCACCCCGGCCAAGAGCAAAUCGAAGAAGCAGGCCAGCGAAGACAAGGCCGGCAAGAAGGACAAGGAUGAUGAGAAGAAGGGCGCCGAAAAUGGUAGCGGUGAUGAGAAGAAGGACGAAGACGGUGCCGCCGAGGAGGCGAAGACGAACGGCGAGGAAGCGGCCGAGGUGAACGGCGAGGGAGGAGAUAAGAAGGAGGAACCGGCCGCCGCCACUAACGGGGAAGCCACGGAAAGUGAAAAAAAGGAAUCGAGUUGAACGGCCGACGAUGGCAGCAGCAGCAGCAGCAGCAAUAGCACGCAUUAGUUAGCGCUGCAAGCACAACUUCCCUGCAACAUUAUUGAACUAUUUUACUACAUUUUACUUUCACCGAUAAUGCUUUGAGAAGCAAAACGAUAAAAAAACGGACACACUCACACAAGAUACACACAUCGUAUCGACCUCUAAAAACGGAUACACGCAUCAUAUGUGGAGGGUGGAAAUGUGGAAAGCAGUGCCGUCGAAUCGUCUCCCAGCCUCUCACGGAGGGGAGUACGAAGCAGAACUAUAUUAUAAAUAUAUACAUAUAAAGGCAAAAAGCAUACAAAGUCAUAAACACACACAGCAACAGCAACUAUUACUAAUUACUACCGCAUCGCUAGCUACAGCUGCUACUUUACUACAAAAUACGCCAGAUAGAGAGAAACAUACAGGGCAGCGUUGAGAACACAUAAUCACAGUGGAGAGGUGUUGAAAUGGUAGCAAAAAAUGACGGACAACGGGUGAAAGGACCGAGAGAAUCGCGGAAAGGCUUUAGCAAAGCAAAGUUGAUAUUGCUGUGAGCAAUUCAGAACAUCACGCCACCACCGCGGGGGGACCGGAAGGGAGGCCCCGCUGGGCUCCGUAGAGAGAAGGUAGAAUGGAGAAGAAAACAAUCAAACAGAGGAUGGAAGUGUGUUAUCCCGCGGAGGAUGUCAAACAACUAAUUUUUCAAAUAUCCACUGGCACUAAAUCUACUCUCCCACAUUCGCACACCCACCGGGGGGUUGCGUGUGGGCGAGUGAUCUCAUGAUCUUCACACGGUCGGGCUCCGCAAUGAUCAUCACAUACAGAAGAGUCUAACUAUGUUCCAAUGGCUACUAGGUAUCGCGAAGAGCUACAAUCAUCAUCAAGAUUUCAACAGAUCCCUUCAUCGCAAACAUUUAUUAAUCCAAGCACCGCGGUGCACACGGUGUCAGAGCAUAUUACUCGACACGUAAGCAGCAUUAUCAUUCUUUGCCUCUCCAACACGGAUCGGAUCGUAUCGACACACGAAAGCAUCUUGUACCAUCUCCCGCACGGCACGGACAGGAUAUGCGCCAAGAAGUAGCAGUAGAGGAAACGGAGAAAGUGCGGCAGUCAGUGGACGGGAUAAUUCUUCCUUUUUUUAAUAUGUGUCAUUUUUAUGUAAUAUUUAAAUACUAAUUGUAAUAUUUCUCCAUUUUUUUGUGUCCACAAUUACUCCCCCUUUUCGAGAUGAAAUUUUUUAGGUAAAUAUGAUGGCGCAAAACCAGGGUUUAAUCGAUCAAAGUGAGCUUUGUUUUUCUGUGCGCCCAAAGCGCCGCCGCGUACGUUGCCCGAUGUUCGGAUCAGCGGAUCCACCGCGGAAACAUAGGCGUUUGUGACGACCGGAAGAAUUUAUUAUGUUUUACGUAUGGUUUCGUUUCUUUUAUGUGUAAUUACGUAUGGACUUGAACCGCAAAACGGUGUGCAGGGAAAACGGGAACUCGAAGGAACGCACUUGAUAUACAAACGAUUAGCCCCUCGCCCGUUCCAGAGAUUAUGUGGUUUUGUUUCUAGUUUUUCGUUUGUCACCCCUUUUCAUCCAGCCCGCGCGCAAAGAGCGUUCAAAAGCAAAAUUAGUUCAAGCAGCGUAUGUGUCUCAAGGGCAACACGGUCUUUCACCGAUUUGUGUAAAUUAAUGAAAAAUAUAUAAUUAUUUUACAUUUAACGAGCCAUGUUUUGCGCAAAACGAAUCAUAAAUCGAUAAUAAUUGUAAA